UGGAUGAGACGGUCCUGCAUCCAGCUGUGUUCUCGCGCACUGUACCGAAGCGUGUCAGGCAAGAGACAGGACAAUAUUCACCGGCGGCUGGAGGGAUCUUGAAUCCUCGUUAACCGUGAAGGCUGGCAAAAAAAGAUACAGGUGUCCCACGAGAGCCGGUUGCUGCCUGGCGACGAGAAAAAAAGGGGCUCUCCGCAUCUGUUGCCUGGGUGAAUUCAUUAACACGUUAGCAUCCAGCUAGCUAGCCAUAUUGCAAGGGACCUAACGCAACGAGGUGUAAGUUAACGUUACACCGAAAAACACGAAUGUCAUCUCUGCUUUUUAGUAGACAGCGCUCGACAUGAAUCUUCAGUAAAUACCGGUUCCUGUUACGGAGCGAUAUAUUACGUACGGAGAAGAAGACGGACCUAAAGGUGUAGGAAUGGGUUUCAUGUAAGGCUAGAGAGCUAACGGGAGCUAGCAGGCUAGCUUCAUGGAAAUACAGUUGGCUAUGCGGCUGCUGCAGAGCGUAGCUUGUAGCUACACACCCUGCUAGCUAAAAUGGAGUGUCUGUGUCCCAUUAAGCCUGACGGUGUCUCAGAUAGAUACAUACAAUGACAAUACUGCAUUCAAUAGUCAGCUAGAAGGCCGACGCGACAAUGGAGUCUUUUCUGCAGAUAGCUCCCCAUUCCCUGGCUAUAGUACUGUCCAGGGUCGGGGCUGGGGAGGCGGUGGGUACGGCCGGGGUGUCAGAGAGCGAUGCGCUGCCAAGGCACCACACCGGCUAUGAGAUUUUUGCCGAUUUCAAAGCAGAAAAUACCCAGCAACAUGUUUGGAACCAGAGGAUUACCGAAGCUGUGUCUGAGACCUUCUUCCUGGGAUGGAUAGACGAGCAUGUGCUGCUGAUCCAGGGGAAGGAGGACCACCUGGAGGUGCUGAGGGAGGGAUGGAUGCGGAGGUCCCUCAAUCCGCCACGAGGAUUCACCAUCAAAUACCUGGGUGAUGUGUCACCCAUCAGUAUGUCCCCCAUCAGCCAAUCGCAAUUCAUCCCUCUGGGAGAGGUAUUGCUAUUGGCUAUCUCGGCUAUGAACUCCGCCCACAAGCCUGUCACUCAGGAGGCCCUAACUGAACACCUGCAGACAUGUUUUCCAGGUGUUCCCACACCGACGGAGGAGGUUCUGCACCACACGCUAAGCAUGCUGGUCCGUGAGCGGAAGAUCUACCCAACACCAGACGGAUAUUUUAUUGUAACCCCUCAGACUUACUUCAUCACGCCGAGCCUAAUCCGAACCAGUUCCAAGUGGUACCACUUAGACGAGCGAUCCGCUGACCGACACCAACAGCAGCAACAUCAAAACCAACAGCAGCAUCAGCAAACGCAGUGCACCUCCCCUCUCUCUGGCACCAUCACCCCAUCCACCUCUGGAGUCGUGCGAGAUCGAACACACCCAAAGUCCAGCCAAAACCACAGUGGGGGCGGUGGAGGAGGUGGGGAUUCUUUUUUCAACAACAGUUACCGUGGAGACGACCCCCCUAGUCACCACACCACCCUACAGCGUCGUUCUCCCAAAGACCACCGGGAGGCGUACUCGUCCCCGCACUCACCACAAACACCUCCUCAACAAGCAGGAGGCAACACAGAAAAGAGUCGCACCACCCUUGGGUUCCCCUUCAAGACGGACACGCUUACCAAGCACCGAAGCGGGGUAGGAGGAGGGGGAGGAGGAGAGACAGAGAAACAAGCAGGUGGAGGAAGUGGGACAGGAAGUCGGAAAUUUGGUUUGAAGCUGUUCCGUCUGAGCUUUAAAAAGGACAAGACCAAGCAGUUGGCCACCUUCUCUGCACAGUUCCCCCCUGAGGAGUGGCCGCUCCGUGACGAGGAGGCGCCAAGCCAGCUGCCACGCCAUGUAGAGAUGGAGAUCAUCCGCAGAAUCAACCCUGACCUCACUGUGGAGAACCUCGCCCGGCACACAGCGGUCAUGAAGCGCCUCGAAGAAGAGCGUGCUCAGAGAAGCAAAGCGUCGUCAGCCAAUCAGAGCUCCAGGAGUAGGAGAAGUGGGGGUAGACACAGAAAGCAGUCUCAGACCAAACUCAGCCGCUCACAUAGCAAGACGAGGGCGUCCCGCGGUGAGCCAAGUGACCUGGAGCUGGCCGACAGGGACUACAGAGCCUACUCGUCCUCACUGGCGCGGUCACCAAGGGAACACGCCCUGGCCAUGGAUCGGCAACGGGCCCGCCUUCAUCUGGCACACAGCAACCCCAACAUCCUCGACUCCGCCCACCUGCCUGUCACGCCAGAGUGGGAUGUGUCUGGAGAGCUUGCGAAGCGGCGCACAGAAAUGCCUUUCCCUGAGCCAAGCCAUGGUCCAUCAGCCCAUCACUCCAAAGUACACCGCUCACACUCCCACACCCAGGAGAGGAAGUCCAGGAACGAACGCAGCGACAAGGCCAAGGAACGCUCUAGGUCUAUGGACAAUUCUAAAGGACCACUUGGAGCUGGGUUGAUUGGCCCACCAGAUUAUUACGACGACCGGAGCCGUUACUAUACUGACGAUGGCACCCUGCGAGCCAAUCAGAGCACUUCUCACUACUCUCGUGCCACCGCCCCCUCAGUUAAACUCCCUAUGGAUUCUCUGGGGUUGGAUGGUGGCAGGAGUUUAGAAAAGGCUAAGAGUAGGGACAGCCUUCCGGCAUACUCACCCAAACCACUGCCCUGCGCCAUCCCUCCUGAUGAUUACUUCCAAUGCUCCGGUUCCUCUGAGGCUGCUCUCAUAGCAGCAAACCCACUGGGAACUCUAGGCAAAAGUAGCCAUGAUGGAUUAAAACUAACCAGUGCUGAAAGGCAAACAGACAGACAGACACCCAAUCCUCUCGUAAACAAGGAGGACUUGUCAAAGGUGGGUCCUAAGGGUGGCAGCCUGCCUCCAAUACCCCUCUCUAUCCCUGACACCCCUCUUCCAAAUGGACGACCUCCCCACAGUGCCUCCUCUGGUCAGGAGAAACGAAAGGAGAUCUUUAGUAAAGACACACUCUUUAAACCUCCUCCAAGCCUCCCUUUGCCCGGCUACAGCUCUCUGAGAAAAACCCCUGCCCUCGCCUCCUCUACUCUGUCCUCAUCCUGCGAUGCACUUGAUUCCCAGGAGGCCUUCGAUGCCCCCAAACCUCUGGUGGCAACACCGUCUGCUCCCCCACAGGGGAUUGAACCUACUACCAGUGCUGCAGAGGCCUCCUUUGACUACUACAAUGUCUCAGAUGAUGAUGAACUCGAGGAAGGGGGGACUAAAAGUCGAGGAGAGGACGAAAAGGCUGGAGGAGGUGUUGUUGGGAUGGGAGGAGGUGGAGCAGGGACCAUGCAGUGGCUGUUGGAGAGAGAGAAGGAGAGAGAUCUACAGAGGAGGUUUGAAAGAACCCUCACCUUUCCUGGUGUUAAAGAGAACCUUCCAGAGCCCAGUCAGAACCAGCAGUCAGCCCACUCUGCUAGACUUGACAGUAUGGACUCCAGCUCCGUUACUGUCGACAGUGGAUUCAACUCCCCAAGAACAAGGGAGAGCCUAGCGUCUAACACCUCCUCAAUAGUGGAAAGUAAUCGUCGGCAGAACCUGGCACUGAGCCCCGGCCAUCUCGGCAUCACUACCGGCACGGGCCCCCCCUUCUCUUUCCGCGCCAUCCCAGAACCUGCCGGCACCCAACCAGAGAAACUCCAGAAGCCUAGCGCUUGCCUUGCGUCAAUCACCAGCGUCUAGGGGUAGAACUAAGGGCUGGGUGGAGCACCAAAAGCCAAUGGAGAGGUGCCAGAAAAUAUAUUUCCACCCCAAGGACUGUUACAUCUUCAGAUUGACUGACUGAAUCAGUGGAGCUGCCACAGGCCCGCUGUGGAACUAUAGCUAUUAACACACACACACAUACACUUGGACAGAUACAAACAGAGCAAUUUAGACCACCAGGAAACUGCUCUGUCUCUCACACACACACACACACACACACACACACACACACACACACACACACACACACACACACAUACACACAGACAUAUACACACCAGGCCAUUGGGCAGACUCUGACCAUGUCAUUCUACAGCCUCUAGUAUACACACUGCUGUUGUGUUGUUUCACUUUCACGUGGGUUCUACUGUGUGUGUGUGUGUGUGUGUGUGUGUGUGUGUGUGUGUGUGUGUGUGUGUGUGUGUGUGUGUGUGUGCGCGUGUGUGUGAUGUUUGUAUAAUCUGUAAUCUCAGGUCAUGUUAUAUCCACUCUCAUUCCAGCUGCUCCAGAUCAGAUCUCCCUCUAGUGGUGUCUCCUGGUGUUACACACUGAAGAGACGCAGCUCUGCUGACUACUGUUACUAACGGUACACACAUCCUCACUCAUCCAGCUCCUACUCAUUUGUCUCUGUUAGCUCUUCUCUAAAUUCACCACUGGCAGACACCUUGUAAGGUGCAGUUCCACAACAAAUGACAAUGAGAAUUAAUACCCUGACCACCACUCCAAAGUGCAUCAACAAUGUGAGGGGGUUAGAAAGGUCAAAUGAGUAACCUGUAACCAGGACUGUUUUUUACUAUAACUGUAGAAUAAGGCUGAGCAUUUCUUGUAUCUGUUGGAUGCCAUGAUGCCCAUUUCAACUGCCUGAACACUGUUGUCAGAUUUAUGGACAGCCUGAGUUGUCGCUCCAGGGAUGAGAUCUUUGAUUACGUACUGUUUAGACUUUCAUAGGGACAGAUCUUCUUCCACCUUUUCUCUAUUUUUACGUUACCCCUUAUGUCCACUGGAUGCAGCUGCUUCAGGUUUCAGCUCUGUCAUGGCUGGAAACAAUCUUCUGCCUGACAGUGUGCCAAUGUCCAUUGGUCACAUGCUCUUUUCUCCACUCCACUAUCAUUACAGAUGAGAUAAGUACGGCGGCCCCGAGAGCUCAGCGUACUGCAAAUUAUGAAAACACAGGCAAGCUCUCAGGGCCGCCGUAGAUGUCACUUUAUAGAUUUCCUGAGGAGACGUUCACAUGUUACAGCAGCACAGAGAAAACAAAUAGAGAAAUAUUUGAAAGAAAUAAAAAAUAAAAUAAGAUAUAAAAAAAUGAGAGAUGACAUUAAAAAAAGGAAUAUACAGAAUAUACAUACCUUACACAAUUUAAGUGAAUUUAUAUAUGAAGUGUAUAAAUGCCUAUAUUUAUUGACAGUUGACAUGAAAUUAAUAUUUAAUUACAUGCUGCAUUUUGUUACCUUGUCUUUAUGUACAUAUGGCGAAACUAGUUUUUCUUGUUUGUUUAUAAAGUCACUUCACAGUCGUGUUCGGAUAUCAGCUAUUGAGGUCCUGCAGAUGAGGACACAGCCUGAAAAAGCAUGUAAAUGUGUUCAUAGUGACUAUUGAGUCACAAUACUAAAUCCAGUUAAACUUAAUCACAUUCCUUUCAAUAAACAUCCCGCAGUGAUUAAUAGCAUUGUGGUGAUGAGACACUGCGUAAGAAGGGACCAUUGUUGUGGUUAAACUUAGAGCACACAGAGUUCACAAGGCUUUGCAGUGCAUUGAGGACUUUCAUACUUCUAAAGGUUAACUGUAGACAUUAAACAGUAUUAUGGAUUAUUCAUAUGAAGUCAAUCAUUGAAGGUCUAUUGUUAGUCAUUCCAGUAGGAUUAUGCUGAACAGCACGUUUUGUCACCAUGUACUGUUCUGUAAGCCGUGCUCUGUUCGUGUGAAGGCUGCAGCACAAAGCGUGUCUGUUGUUACAUUAGCCACGUUGGCUAAUUAAGAAACGGACGAGGUUCAAUGUGUGAUGAACCUGAACCCAAAGUGAUAUAGACGAAAGGUGGAGAUGACAGUAGACACUCCUUAUAUUCAUGAUUUAUUCAUUUAUUUACUCAUUUCUAUUACCCUGGCAGACUGAAGAGCUAAGGUUACAUGAACACCUGAGCAGGAGUAAAAUAAAAUAAAUACCUUUUCCUAACACAGUAUUUCUCUAGGUGUUUAGACCUCAGGUGGUCAGAGGGUGGAAACCAGCCAUAUCUAAUGAUUUAUUCAUGGGGAAACUAUGAAUUAGCCAUUGUUGUUUAUGGAGUCGUCGCCUUGCUUCUGCCCUUCAGUAUGGCACUCAGCACUAUAUGGCAACGUCACAGCAGGACCUCAAUAAACCUUUAUGACACAAAAAGCACACAGAAAAUGAGAAACUUCACUGGUUUUGGUUUUCACCAUUGCUUCUAUACAUAUCCAGCAGAAGUGAGAGGAGGGUGGGGAGGGGGUGGAGAGAAAGAGAAAUAUCCAGAGAAAUGUUGGCAAAAAAGCAUUAGAAACAAAGCACAUUAAUGUCAGUUAGAUCUUGAAGCAGAACCAAACAACAGUUAAUAUGUAGAGAUGGGACUGCUGGAAGACGUGGCGCUGCUGCAUCCAGUGGACAUGAGGGGUCACAGUCAUAUCCCUGUUGACUUUCACAGCCCAGCUGUUAGGGGCUAACUUCUUCUAAGAGUUGGGCAUUUUUAAACAGCAAAUAUCACUGACCGUUUCUUUGAAUGGCUAGUGAAUUCAAAAUGAAAUGUAAAAAUCCUGGCUUUAGAAAAAGUAGGUGCUGCUGCACAACCAAGCCAGCCUGGGUGUACAGGUGUACAGAUGUACAUUCAUUAGUAGCAGCUGUACUGGCACUUGAGUAGGCUGAGCGUCCAACAGAGAAUAUGAGAUAAGAGGUGAUUCAGAAAACUCAUCCAGACUAAUGUUCUAAACAACAAGCAGGGAUAUGACUUUGUUUUGAUCCCAGUAUUUAUUUAGUUAUACAAAACUUUACCAUUAAUUUACAUUUCUAUCAAGUUCAUGAGCUUUUCUUCAAACAGUUUGAAUCAAAUCCCUGAGCCACUCUCACUCCUGGUGCUAAGAUGUAUUAUGGUCAGUGACGGCCAUGAUAAUAGUCAUAAUAAAAAGGGUGAUGAGAGAGUUGGAAUACAGUAAAUGGUUGCUUACACUUGUAUAAUAGGUUUCACCUGCAUACUUUUGCCAAUGGCCAUUUAGUCCCUUCUAUGAAGCAUGUGGGUGAAGAGGCCUGGGAUUACACGGUGACGGAACAGACGGACGGGGCGACCACUGACGAUGACACAAGGACAUGUAGAAUAAGACCAGCAUUCCACAUGUGUUUGUCUCAUUUUAACAAGACCUGAGCUGAGCUGGAUUUACCGAUCUCGAAAGAUCCUGCAGUCCUAUAGGUCAAUCAUUUCCCAUCCUCCUAUAGGCUCAGGGAGCUGUCAGUCAUCCCAGUGUUGUCGUCCUAUAGGCUCCUCUACAACUACCUCCACAGCAGCAAAAACACAGCCUGUCCUUUCUACUAUCACACUGUCAUCAGCCUCUAGCCUGUGAAUGUCUGCACACACACACAUACACACACACACAUAUAUACACUAACACACUACACAUCAAAGUGCUGGACUCCCUAUUGUUUCCCUUUCUUCACUAACAAGGUUUCUCCUAAUGUUACAUGAUAGCAUUGUGCUUCAGCUGCCAAUGCUAUCCUCCCCACGCACAAACACAGACACACUUCUCCUCUGCAGAGUGAACCUCUGUCUGGAUCCCAGAAAGGGACUUCAAGUCGUGUUGGCCUUGUCACCAAUGUAACACAAUAUCCUGACAUACAGCUAUGCAAGCUAGCCCGCUGUGACUUGGCACAGAGAAGUUAAUAUCAUAUUCAGUGAGGAUGUGCACACUGUAGGACUCCAGAUAUACUCCAAAGCCAGUUCAUCAUGGGCAUAUAUUUUGGUUGUCUGCAUGAACUCCGUCAGACAAGAGCUGCAGAUGAAAUGUACGUCACAUUGACCCGCAUAGCUACGUGUAAAGUAUAAAUUAGGCUUGAGGGGUUCAGUAUGCUUGAAACAAACUUGUUCAUGCAACGUGUCGUCUUACCAUGUCAGUGUUUCUACCUUUCUGAAUUGCCCCACCCCCUUAAAGUGUGCUCUCAAUUUCCACACUGGAAGGCGUGAACGUCAUCUUAAAAGUUUUCUGUUUCAUGGUCCAGCAAGCACUAAAUGUGAAUGCUUACUGACCCUUUAAGUGUGCCUCAGUAAAAGAUAGUGUAGCUGCUUUUGGUAAAAGAACGAUGUAUAUCAAGAUACUUGUCGUCUCUCACCUUGAGUUAACUUGCCCGCUGUAUGGUAGGACCUAAUGUUUCUUUUGUUUUUUGAAUCUUUAUUUUUUUAUAGAUUUCACCAUGUUCGCUCAUGUGAGGUGAGUUUCCUCUGCCCAGCUGUCCUUGUCGCAGGUAACUGUACUAUUGGUGUGACCAACUGUGUCGGCUCCAUGACUGACCAGUACGAGUCAUUAAUGUAGCGACAAGGACGACCACCCUCACUGGCUUUCCAGCGAACACAAUGUGCGAACACAUUGUGUUCGGUGGAAUCAGGCCUUUGCAAUGGUAGACUGGAACUUUAACUAUUCACCUCCAUGUGUUCAGAACAAAUGUAACAAACACUGCAAACUCUCUUGAACCCAUUAAAGAACUAGUCAAAUGGCUCUGUGUCUGAUGUAAGAAGGUAUUAUAGUUACCACUGGAGUAGGAUUCUGCUCCCUCACCUACUGUUGGGUUUUAGUUCUCAUUGUACCACUGCAUUCGAUGCUACUCUGCAUCUUGCCACUACACAGGGUACAACCUCAUGUCUUACCACUACAGUGAAAGGAUCAUUAUGUUAUGCUUCAAACUGCUAAUACUUUACCCUCUGUUCCAGGGUACUGGUGAAUAUUUGUUCCUAAAUGGACAGAUGUUUCUGUUCUUCAAAUAUUGUCACUAUGCCAUCAAUAUGUUAUGAUUCUAACCCGGCUGUUCUUGGGUUUUAGUCCCUGGGGUGCUAGGAACUACAACCCAAUGGAGACUAAAACUACCAAUAGUUCAAAUUAUAGUAGUAUUCUAGGAUUGUAUCCCAUAGUCUGCAAUGUCUACAGAUUUCUAAUACUAUUUAAGGGCAGUAUGAUUUGAAUAACAAUUACACUAUCUACAGAAGAGUUAAUAGUGCCAGUUGACCCACAUAGGGCCUUAUCCCCUAUUCUAUGACCACAGAAAGACAUAGGAAGGAUAAAUCCAGAUUGUGUUAGCCAAGGUCGUUUCUGUUCCACCUUUACCAUUUAGAGUGCCCUGUUCCUACAGAUACUGUAGUUCCAGUCCCUAUCGUACCACUUGUCUUUGGUUUACCACUACAGUUGAGUUCUUGUCCCUAAAGUAGAGUUUAAUCUCUAUUGUACUGCAGUUCAGGAGUUAUAGUUCCUGUUCCACAGCCACAGUGGGCUUCUUGUCCCUGUUCCACCAGUAACAUAGUCCCCUGCCUGGUGGAGGUCAUGGGUUCCAUCCUUCAUGUCUGAUGAUUGCACUGCCCCCUACCGAAUUCCUCCUUGCUACUGUCUGGUCCAGUGGCCCUCCAUCGACCCCUAAGUCCCCUCCAGCCACAGUCCCGUAACCUUCCAUCACUUUUCUACACUGACAGUCCAUUAAAAUGUCUUCCCUUAACAUCGGCGGUGGUUUAUAAAAAUGGCGGUUCAACAAUAACAUUGUUUCUAAUGGUGACGGUAUGUCAUACCUGUAAAUGAUGUUUAUCUGUCAUGCCUAGUCAAAUAAUUUAAACAAUAAAAGAGGGAUUUUUUAAAAUGUCUAUAAUAUCUGAAAGUCCCUUUGAUGUGUAGUACUGGUGUUACUGUUGUUGUAGUGUAUGUGAUACCCUACUGGGAUUGUGUUUCUUUUUAAGAUAAUAAAAUAACAAUGUUUGGUUACA
Molecule: messenger RNA, 9700 nt
Organism: Cottoperca gobio
Lineage: Eukaryota; Metazoa; Chordata; Actinopteri; Perciformes; Bovichtidae
Product: storkhead-box protein 2-like
Biological process (GO): regulation of transcription by RNA polymerase II
Cellular component (GO): cytoplasm; nucleus
Molecular function (GO): RNA polymerase II transcription regulatory region sequence-specific DNA binding
Source: RefSeq, a predicted model, not a curated record